Brassica oleracea var. oleracea is the source of this 985-nucleotide messenger RNA. Its product is annotated as probable disease resistance protein RPP1. The transcript is spliced from 2 exons. Gene Ontology annotation, biological process: signal transduction. The coding region runs from base 187 to 849 and encodes 220 amino acids. Lineage: Eukaryota; Viridiplantae; Streptophyta; Magnoliopsida; Brassicales; Brassicaceae. The record is from RefSeq and is a predicted model, not a curated record.
UUUUACUGCCCUGCAAAUUGGCACCUCUGUUUCUACGAAGCUAACUUUCAUAUAUCUCAGUCAACGGGGUCAACAGUUAUGUGCUUGUAUAUACAAGUCAAAUAGUACCAUCUCUCUCUUUGUUAAUUCUUCCUCCUUAUCUAAAAACCUCUGCGAUCUUUAUCCUCCACUCAUCAUCAUACUAGUAUGGAUUCUUAUUAUUCCUUUACCAAUGUUGCUGCUGCUGCAAUAAGCUUCUACGCCCUUUUGGGUACAAUGUUCUUCAACAGAAAAUCCAGAUCCCAUCAAGAAAACAAAGCAAUGGCUUCUUCUUCUUCUUUAACUCCGUUGGCUCCUUCGUCCCCUCACAAUUGGAAACACCAUGUCUUCCCAAGCUUCCACGGGGCUGAUGUCCGCGAAAACUUUCUCAGCCACAUUGUCAAGGAGUUCAAGAGCAAAGCAAUUGACCUGUUCAUUGACAAUGAUAUAGAGAGAAGUAAGUCAAUCGAUCCUGAGCUCCUAGAAGCUAUAAGAGGAUCUAGGAUUGCGAUUGUCUUGCUCUCGAGGAACUACGCUUCGUCUAUAUGGUGCUUGAACGAGCUUGUUGAGAUCAUCAUGUGCAGAGAAGAGGUGGGGCAAACAGUGAUGUCUCUUUUCUAUCAAGUGGAUCCAACUCAUGUAAAGAAGCAGACUGGUGAUUUUGGAAAAGUCUUCAGAAAAACUUGUAAAGGAAAAACAAAGGAGGAGAUCGGAAGAUGGAAACAUGCUUUGACGAAAGUGGCUCAAAUCGCAGGUUUCCAUUCUACAAACGGUAACUCAGAUGAACAGAAAAAGGGACUUCUUCCUCAAGAAAACAUGGAGAAAGGAUGAGAUCAUGGAAGAAGGAAGAAGACAAAAUAUGAAUACUUUCUGUUAAAAUUAACGUGUGACCAAAUGAGUCACUAUAUACACUUGAGUUGUUUAGCUAACCGGAACAAACCGGGUGUAAUAUAUACAAUAGACUAAA